Platichthys flesus (European flounder) is the source of this 2007-nucleotide messenger RNA. RefSeq names its product ribonuclease P 21 subunit (gene rpp21). The transcript is spliced from 4 exons. The record is from RefSeq and is a predicted model, not a curated record. Gene Ontology annotation, cellular component: nucleolar ribonuclease P complex. Gene Ontology annotation, biological process: tRNA processing. NCBI's taxonomy places the organism in Eukaryota, Metazoa, Chordata, Actinopteri, Pleuronectiformes, Pleuronectidae. The coding region runs from base 129 to 743 and encodes 204 amino acids.
UGAAGGAGUCGCCCGGAAGCCGAGCGGUCACUGAUAUGAGCAGAGUUCAGGCUGCUGCUGUAGCUCGAACAGUGAAGUUUAAACAAGAGGACGAAACGAAGCUUUUCUUUCUCUGAUCAUUUAUUGUAAUGGCACAUCAGCUAAAAGACAGAGAAGCCUACCAGAGACUGAACUAUCUGCACCAGGCCGCUCACUGUGUUUUAUCUCAAAACCCAGAGAAUGUGGAGCUGGCUCGUUUCUACAGCUUCACCCAGAGAACCAUAGCGAGACGUCUGGUUCUCAGACAAGAUCCAUCGGUGAAGAGGACAAUUUGCAAAAAGUGCUUCUCUUUACUUAUCCCUGGUGUAACCGCUACAACAAGACAACAAAGGAAAAAACGCAAGACUCGCUUCACCGUGGUGACGUGUCUCAGCUGUGGCCAGAGCAAGAAGUUUCUGAAUAAUCCUGAUUAUUGUUUAUGGGUGGAUAACCCCAAGGCUCAGAUGGAUCAACAAAAACCACCAGGUGAUGAACUUCAAAUGAACACUACAUACAUUACAUCACUAUCACUGUGUAAAUUGGCUUCACAAUCAUUUGAAAUUAGAAUGAAGCCACAAACUCCUACUUUUGAACUUCCACUCAUGGAAUUAAUACUUUUUCCAAUGUGUUGCACUUGGUACGGAAUGUUUUCUUUUUAUUCCCUCUUUGUCCACAGAUUCAGGCCAUUCUGCUCAACAUCAGACAAAAAAAGACAAAAAAGCUGAUGGGUCACAGGCCUCUAAAUCCAGCGCCACUCAGAGUAAAGACGGCACAUAACAGCAGUUACUCUCUUCUGACCUCGAUAUGUAGAUGUCUGAUAUUGCGUUUUUUAAAAGUGUGUGCUGCUGUGUUGAACAAGCACAAUCAGAUGAAACUGCUGUAUAUUUCUAAAUAACAACUCUUCACUUCUGUCAUACCUUAAUUUCAUUCUGUUGAUUUAGAAAAUGUUUGGCCUCUGUACCAUCUGUGGCUUGUGUAACUACCUGUUGUGUCCUUCUGAUUGAUGCCACCAAAUGGUCUUGAUUUCAUUGAAAAUAGCAGACAAAAAUAGUGAAAGUAUGUAAAUUGUAGGUAUUAUUAUAAUUAGUUUUUAUCGCUAUAAUUUUUUAUUCUGUAGAUGCUUGUUGGGUUGAGAUAAAAAUAUCUUGACUAUUAUCAGUCUACUAACUAUUUUCCUAAAGGGCUGAUUGUAGUUUCUUUCACAUUUUCUUCUUGUCUCCUUUGGGUGCUCUGAAAUUAGUCUUCUUGGAGUAGAAAAGGUUCUUGGCAAAAAUCCUUGGAAUAUGUCCCAUGUACAAGAGCAGACCCAGGAUCAUGCCUACAAAACAGACCAGUCACUGUUAGCAGCAUGUUCACUUUGAUGAACUGACACUGAUAUGCAUGUAUAUUGAAUUUAACUAUAGUUUACCUGUCAGCGGGCCCAGCCAGUAGACCACCAUGUACUCUGUGAGGGUAAAUCCAGGGCAGUGGAAGGUGAGGCCGUAAGACAAAGAUGGGUUUAUAUAAGCUGAGGUGAAGACGCUGGCUGCAAAAAGGAAAAUCAAGUUUGUUAGUUGUUCUUCGUUUCAUUGGUGAAACAAAGUUUUUUUUAUGCAAAAGAAGGGGGACAGAAAAAAUAACUCAUGAACACCUAAAAUACAAAGAUUUAAAGCUCUGAGGGAAAAAGUGUAUUAUAAGAAAAGGACGAAGGUGGAGACCAAUUGAUUUAAUUUAUAAGUUGGCUGUAAACCAAUGAUUGAAAACAUUUUGUGUAAUUAUUUCUGAGUUUCACAAUCUGAAGCAACACACAGGUGGUGACUUCACUCAUUCAUAACUGGAGAGUCAAAGUAAACUUCUGGUCUAAUCAUUUUUUUUCUAUUCUCUGUUACCUUGUGGGUUCACAGACUCUGAUCUGAAACUACUGCACAUUUACUGAGCCAAAGCAGAGAAACUAAUCGGAUGUAUAUGUUUUUUUUUUUUUUUUAAUAAAUGUAUAUUUUUGUCUCUUCA